Messenger RNA from Anthostomella pinea, 1332 nucleotides. Lineage: Eukaryota; Fungi; Ascomycota; Sordariomycetes; Xylariales; Xylariaceae. The record is from the annotation of a GenBank genome assembly.
AUGAGCAUGUUCGAAAACCUCUGUACACUGCCGUUGAGCGCCGAGCUCUUCACCCAAGCUAUCCACCCGACCGAACCUCUCCUCGGAGUCGGCCUUUCCACCGGUCACGUACAAUGCUUCCGACUCCCCGCUGCCGAUCGAUCGUCAGAAGAUGACGCCGACUUGAGCGUGCUUUCGGACGGCAAAGGAACGAUCGAUACGGCCUGGCGCACUCGCAGACACAAGGGUAGUUGCCGCAGUUUGGCCUUUAGCAACGAUGGCUCGGCUCUGUACUCGGCAGGGACCGACUCCCUCCUCAAACAUUUCUCUCCCGUCACCGGUCAGGUCGUGUCCAAGAUCGCCAUACCCACGACCAAGACGGUCCCUGACGCACCGACGUUGCUCCAUGUCCUAUCACCGCAAACUUUACUGCUGGCCUGCGAUUCUGGCGUCCUCCACCUUCUGGACCUCCGAGACGGUGCCCUUGCCGCGUCCAAGCCGCAACAAAGCCAUUUCCCCCACGACGACUUUGUGUCUAGCAUCACGCCCCUCGCCCCCUCGGCCGAGAGCACGAGUGGCUACAGCAAGCAGUGGAUAUCCACGGGUGGCACGACAUUGGCGGUGACGGAUCUGCGGCGCGGCGUGCUAGUGCGCAGCGACGACCAGGAGGAUGAGCUCAUGUGCUCGACGUUCGUCCCGGGCAUGGGGCCCAAGAAGAACAGAGACAAUGGCGUGGUAGCUGUGGGAACGGGCUCGGGAGUUUUGACCUUGUGGGACAAGGGAGCGUGGGACGAUCAGCAGGAUCGGGUCAUCAUCGACUCGUUCAAAGGGGGCGGCGAGAGUCUCGACUGUGUCGUGCAGGUCCCCGAGGACAUCGGAAGAGGCAAGAAGGUCGUGGUCGGCUUGGGCGAUGGCAGCAUGCGCAUCGUGGACCUAACGAAGAGAGAAGUGGCCGGGCUCUUUCGACACGACGAAGUCGAUGCCGUGGUCGGGCUCGGAUUCGACGGACAGGGACGGAUGAUCAGCGGAGGAGGACAGACGAUCAAGAUCUGGCAGGAAUCGGCAAUGUUCAAGAAGACCAGCAAUGAUGACGACGAAGACGAGGAUUUCGACAGUAGUGACGAGGACGAAUCAGACAAUUCGGACGCUGGUGAUGACGGUACCGAACCGAUGCAAAGCACGGGCAAGCGGCAGGCAAGCAAGGACUCGGACUCGGACUCGGACGACUCGGACAGCUCGGACAGCUCAGACGAAGGCCGCAAACGUGGCAAGAAGAGGAAGAAGGGCAAGGCGAAAGUCGAACUUGGUCCCCAUGGAGCUCAUGGGAUACUGAAAUUCAAAGGCUUGGAUUAG